AUGCGUACAAUUGCAGAGCUUACCAGUGGUAACAGUAUGACUGCGCUAGGAUAUGGUGAUACCAGCAAAAGGGUUCCUAAAGAAAGAGCUGGUUCAAACAGCAAAAUGUUUGAGGCAAUUUUCCAGAUCUUGAAGGAAGAGAAUUCAUUAGAACUGAUAAUGUCAAGUUAUCAGCUUCUAAAUGAGCUAGAUAAGCCUCGCGUGUAUACAUCCAAAGUGGAAUUAUCAAAAUUACCUUCAGCUAGUAAUGCUCCUGAAUUAGAUAUGGUUGAAGAGCCCAAUCCAGACCCCCGAAUUCAUGCACCUACAAUUGCAAAAGUCCUUCUCAAGUCUAGAGGCUUCUUCACGAAAGUCUUUCUGAAUGACAUUGAUGCAGCAGAUGUUGAUAAUGAAUUGGCAGUUGUGAAGUAUGUUGAGGACAUCUACAAGUUCUACAAGUUAACAGAGGACCGAGCAACAACUAAUUCGGUUUUUUGCAAACCAAGAUCAAUUGGUAUAGUGGGUGAGGCCAAGAGUGCCCAGCUGAUAGGUCAAGCUAUUGCCAAUAAUCCGGCAUUUAUUACCCCAAGGAAGAUUGAAGCUGCUAGAGAAAUUGCACAUACAAUCUCAAAUUCAGCCAACAAGGUUUUCUUGACUUCAGAUGAACUGUUGUUGAACCUUCAGGAGACAAACUUGGGGACCUCCACUGGGCAGAAGUAA
Messenger RNA from Camellia sinensis, 699 nucleotides. Lineage: Eukaryota; Viridiplantae; Streptophyta; Magnoliopsida; Ericales; Theaceae. The record is from RefSeq and is a predicted model, not a curated record.